Molecule: messenger RNA, 2077 nt
Organism: Sycon ciliatum
Lineage: Eukaryota; Metazoa; Porifera; Calcarea; Leucosolenida; Sycettidae
Product: tRNA (guanine(10)-N2)-methyltransferase homolog
Exons: 15
Coding region: 237-1604 (455 amino acids)
Biological process (GO): methylation
Cellular component (GO): cytoplasm
Molecular function (GO): methyltransferase activity; nucleic acid binding
Source: RefSeq, a predicted model, not a curated record
UCACAUUGAGAAAGAUGCCACAUACCGGUAAUGACAUUGCACAGAGCUACAUAGCUGUGCCAAUAUUUUAACGAAGUCUUGUAGAUUCUCUCGCUGAUCCUAGUUCCUUUCAGGCUCUACUUCAUUCAUAGCUUUGCACAUGUACUCAUGCUAGCUAGUCGUUGAUCAGAAGUGCACCUUACACCAGAAGUGUAUAUUUUAGACAGCAUUCUAUUGGGAUACGAUAGGCAUUCACGAUGAACCAUUAUCUUGUCUACUAUUCUGGAGUGGAGCAGAAUUUCCGUCUGCCUGAGUUUGAGUCCUUGUGUGACUUGAUGAAGGUCAGGUUUUCAGUUGUGAGUGGAAACCCAGAUAAGGAUCGUUACUUUGUUAUACACACUGAGGACAAGGAGAAUCUAUGCAAAGCAGUGGGACGCUCUAUGCUCAUACAUCAAGUAACAGAACUGUGGGGACAUGGUACAAAUUUGGAUGACCUGCGCUCGGCAUCGCGCGAGUAUUUGGACAAGACAAAGUUUGACAUUCCCACGGAGUCGUGGAAAUACAAUGUCAUUGCAAGUAACAAGCGUGGAAUGCCAAUAAGCAAACAAGUAGAGUACGUUGAGGAGUUUGGAAUCUCUUUUGAUGGACCAGUCAAUUUGUCAUCCCCACAACAUAUUCUAGACCUGUAUCUAGACUUUGGCGAAGCUAAGUCACCCGAGCGACCAGUCUACUACUAUUGUGGAAGACGAUUGUGCGACAGUGGCCGGGACAUACUACCGAGAUAUGACACCAAGGGCCGUGCGUUCAUUGGCAACACAGCUAUGUGUCCUCUCAUGGCUUUUCUCAUGGCAAACCAAGGACAGGUUGUAGAUGGUGCUCUGGUUCUUGAUCCGUUCGUAGGUAGUGGUGGACUAACUGUUGUGUGUGCUGAGUUUGGAGGUUACAGUCUGGGCAGUGAUAUCAACAUAACACUACUUCGCGGACGGGGCCGGUCUGUGCGAGGCUAUGGUUAUAGAAAAACGGAUGAGAAUUUCCGUGGUAGUUAUGAACAGUAUGGCACAUUAUCACGGUUUAUAGAUGUAAUAGCAAGUGAUCAGCACCGACCACCUUGGAGAAGUACUAUGUUAGUUGAUGCCAUUAUCACUGAUCCUCCAUAUGGUAUACGGGAAGCUACAAGGAAGAAGGGCUCAGAGCAACAGACAAUCAAAUACCAGACACCUGACUUGGUGGAGGAUCUGCUGGGAUUUGCAGCACAUCACUUACUCCCCGGUGGUCGGCUGGUAUACUUUCUACCAGUUAUCAUGGCUAGUUUUGAGCUGGAUGAUGUUCCAAAGCACCCGCAGUUCCGCUUCAUCAGCGCAUCACCGCAGUUAAUGCGUGCUGGUUUGGCUCGUGUUCUGGUCACCAUGGAGAAGCUUCGCCAAGAUCAGGUACCAGUGUCUGAUGACGUAUCCUGGAGAGAGCAAUGUCAAAACUUGGAGCCAGAUCUACGAGAUGAGUACUACAGCAAGCUAGAAGCAAGGAGUAAGGAAAGAAGAGAAUGCAGUCAAUCACCGGUUGAACACAAAGGAAAAGUAGAGGAGGAAACUAAAGAUGAGGGCGCUGCAAGAGCAGAAGCUCCAUAAAAUGCAGUCUCAUUCUAGUUGAGUGAACUAUAACUGAACUAUAACCAACAACUGUACUGGUCUUUCAACUCAUUCUGCCUUCAUACUGUCUAGACCAAUCUUGCAUGCAUACAUUGCAUGGCUAUGCAUGCAGUGCUCAUAUAUAAUGUGCUGCAGGGUGUGUGCUGGAAACCUCCCUGGGUCCUUCAUGUCAUUAUUUUACUUUAGUAGUAGCAGUAGCUGUUUGUAACUACCACAAAACACAUUGGAAUCUUUCUCUUUUCAUAUUAUUUCUGUGAGAAGGCUCAGUCCUGUCAGGCACUUGCAACAAUAUUGUGAAACCACCAUGCAUAUCCAGCAGAAUGGCGAUCUGAAGACCAAUGAUCAUCUAAACGUAUCCUCAUCAUAAUAAAUAUAUUAUACUUUAAAUUUGAACACAAAACAAGCCUAAAUUCAUAUAAUAAAUUAAUGAAACACAUGAUGUGUGAAUGAAA